Naumovozyma castellii is the source of this 2106-nucleotide messenger RNA. RefSeq lists its product as uncharacterized. The record is from RefSeq and is a predicted model, not a curated record. Lineage: Eukaryota; Fungi; Ascomycota; Saccharomycetes; Saccharomycetales; Saccharomycetaceae. The transcript has a single exon. The coding region runs from base 1 to 2106 and encodes 701 amino acids.
AUGGAACAAUACCCAGUGUACUCUCUCAAACUAAGCGACGUCAAAUUGACAGAUCAUCCGCUGGACGACUAUCAGCGUCUGUACUUCUCCACUCUCGCCGCUGACCCUGCUGUCGCCACCGUCGAGGACAACAUCAUCGACUUGAACAUCAGAAGGGUACAGUACAAGUCCAAUAUCGCACCUUCAUUCGUCAAUCCGGGCAUUUUGUUUAACUCUAAGCAUACACCUCCAAACCCUUCUCCCGGCGCAAACAACAACAAUAAUAUCUUGCACUGCUUCGAGUACCAAUUGCCUGACUUGUCCUACAACCCAAACCAUCCACAGUUUAACGAGAAUGAAAAGGGCUUCUCGCCAGCAGAUAUUCAAAACCAUGCGCUCAAACACCAAUUGCAACCACAACAAACAUCAAACCAGAUUUUAUUCGGAAACAUCAUUUCCAAUUCUAACUCUACUGCCACCGCCACCACCGCCACCUCGAAGAAACAACAUCAGGAUAUCGACUCACUCACCAAAAAUCAACAAUUUAAAUUGCAAAAAAUUGGAUACACUCUACAUUCCAAUGAUAAACUAAUAAACAAAAAUAACUGUAUCCUAUGGUGUCACAAUAACGGAUACACUUUCUUAACGGGGAUUUGGAGACUCUACCAAGAUGUCAUGCGAGGACUCAUCAAUUUACCAAGAAAUAAUUACAAGGGCAAUGAUCAAUGGCAAAAUGUGUGUCAAUUAGAAUUCGAUUACAUCUUGAAUCAUGCAUUUUAUGAAUCUUUGCAUUUGAACGAUUUCCAAAAUUCAAAACAGAGGAAAAAUAGUAAUACGGGCAAACCAGCAAAGAAAAGAUCAAAAUCACACCCAACUAUUUACUCAAAUGCAAAUUUUAGAAACCCACAUACUGAAUUCGCUGAAAAUUUUAACAAGAAGAGAAGACGUAGCACCACUAUUAUUAAUGCGCAAACAACUAACGCGGCGUCAGCAUCGGAAACAAAUGAAACAAAUCCAUCUUCAUACUCCGAUUUACAUUGGAAUAAUAUGUCCCCGGAUUUACAAAAAUUUAUCACAGAAUCUUUCAAGAAGGAUUUAAUCAUAAAUAAACAUUGUAAUGAACAAGAUUUGAAAGAUUUAAACUUGUCUAAUUUGAUUCAAAGAAUAAGAGGUGGAUAUAUCAAGAUUCAAGGAACUUGGCUACCAUUGGAAAUUGCAAGAUUAUUAUCCUUACGCUUUUGUUUCCCGAUUCGUUACUUCUUGGUCCCCAUAUUUGGACCAACUUUCCCACAACAAUGUGAAGAAUGGCAUAAAUUGAUGCAAAAUAACAUUAAUUUGUUGAUCGAACACUCAAAUUCAAUACCAAUCUCCGCACCACAACCACAACCACCAAUAUUCAACGAUGAUAUCAACAAAAGGAAAAGACAACAAUCAGUAAAGAGAAGAAAAACUACAAAGCAAUCACCAGAACAUGAACCAUUGAAAGAAUCACUUUCACCAACUUCCACAUCCACAUUAGAAACAAUCGCUUCACCACCACAUAUUCAACAAUUAAGACCACAUUCAUUAUCAUGGUCCGCCGCAGAUUCAAUGGCAAGAACUUAUCAAAAGGGACCAUUACCACCAUUAAGUUCAGUAAUUCAGGGACUUUCAUCAGAGUCCCAACAACCACAGCCACAACAAUCUUACUAUUCUUAUUCGUAUUAUGAUCAAACUACAACUGAUCAAUCUACUUUACCAAGAAGAUUGCCCGAAUUACAAAACCCUGACCCUUCUGUGCAAACCUUGACAAAAUUAACCUCUCUUUACAAUACAGGUGGUCAUCGCUAUUCUUAUCCAAAUAAUUACUACAUUAGACAACAGCAGCAACAGCAACCAUACCCACCACCACAAACACAUUCACAUCCACACCCGCAGUUACAUCCUCAACAACCACAACCACAUCUAACGCAAGAACACAUCGAUUAUUACAACAUGCAACUACAUCAUCAGCAACAACUCGAUCAACAAAAGAGGUUUGCAGGAACUGUUAAUUUCAGAAUGAACAGUUUUGCAAAACAACCGCCACAACCACCACCAUACAACAAUAGUAAUACGGGCACCAACGAACAGGAACCAAGAUUUUAA